AACCAAACUUCAAUAUGAAUCUCUAGAAGGUUCCAUGAUCCUGGAUAAUCCUGAGGAUGAUACUUUAAGUGAAAAAAUUGGCUGCCCUCUAUACACCGCCCCCGAAUUACUCUGCCCAGAACCCACCUAUAAAGGCAAACCUGCUGAUAUGUGGGCUUUGGGUGUAAUACUCUACACCAUGUUGGUGGGUCAAUAUCCUUUCUUCGAGAAAGGCAAUAGCAAUCUCAUUACCAUUAUUAGACAAUGUUUUGUACAACUACCCGGUCAUCUAUCACGUUCCGCCCGCUGGCUUUUAUUAUCUUUACUAAGGAAAAACAUUUCUGAUCGUGUGCCCAUAGAGCAUAUCUUCCUCUCACCCUGGUUAAAAGAACAAAAACCCUUCCAUAUGUAUAUACCCGUUGAUGUGGCCAUACCCGAUGAUGAGGAUGAUUGUCUGAGCGACAAUGAUGCAAUGGAUUGUAUGGAUAUUGUGGAAGAUGAUGGCGUACAGCCUUUGGAUUAUUCCUGCAGUACCUUAAGUCUGAAUUAUGUUAAUGAUUCUUAUGCUGAAAUGGGUUGA
Molecule: messenger RNA, 559 nt
Organism: Lucilia sericata (common green bottle fly)
Lineage: Eukaryota; Metazoa; Arthropoda; Insecta; Diptera; Calliphoridae
Product: tribbles-like
Exons: 1
Biological process (GO): regulation of MAP kinase activity; protein phosphorylation; positive regulation of proteasomal ubiquitin-dependent protein catabolic process
Cellular component (GO): nucleus
Molecular function (GO): mitogen-activated protein kinase kinase binding; protein kinase activity; ATP binding
Source: RefSeq, a predicted model, not a curated record